Messenger RNA from Grosmannia clavigera kw1407, 249 nucleotides. RefSeq lists its product as uncharacterized. NCBI's taxonomy places the organism in Eukaryota, Fungi, Ascomycota, Sordariomycetes, Ophiostomatales, Ophiostomataceae. The transcript is spliced from 4 exons. The record is from RefSeq and is a predicted model, not a curated record. The coding region runs from base 1 to 249 and encodes 82 amino acids.
AUGUGCCGUUUCACGCAGACCGUCUACAGCUGCGACCACGAGCGCCUCGUGUACCACUGGAUGUGCGACAACCUUCGCAUCUCCGGUCGUCGCUGCGUGAGCCAUGCCAGCGACAUCGAGGCCAAGUUUGUUGCUUUCCACGUCGUUAGCUACCUGAAGGCCCGAUCCCUGUCGACUAAUGGCAAGGUCAUAGGCUGCCAUGGUUGGAAGGAGGACAGCGGCAGCGUCCCUCCGGACAAGUGUGUCUAG